Molecule: messenger RNA, 2149 nt
Organism: Glycine soja
Lineage: Eukaryota; Viridiplantae; Streptophyta; Magnoliopsida; Fabales; Fabaceae
Exons: 2
Coding region: 405-1853 (482 amino acids)
Molecular function (GO): protein binding
Source: RefSeq, a predicted model, not a curated record
UCAAACCCCUUUCCUACGGCUCAUCAAACAUGAAACUCUUAUAGUACCCUCUUCUAUUGCCAUCUGUUCUCAGUUAGUUUAUGAUAUACGAACACUUUUGAAGUCUCAUGAAUGUUGUCCUUCUUAAAUAUUUUUCACUAAAUUCCUGGCACUCACACCCCUUUUAAAUUGUGAUUUUCACACCCUUCCUUCACCGAUCGUUUUUUCUUUUCCCGUUACCAAAAGUUAUAUUAUAUAGUGAUCUGAUUGUAUUAUUGAUACAGAAAGCAAUAUACUUUUUUGUGUGAUUUUGAUUGAUUUCUAUUUGGGUUUAUUCAAUUAUGAUUGUCUUUUAGGUGAUAUGAUUUUUUUCCUUCAGUGUUAUUCAUUGUUUCUGUGAUCCCUGGAAGAACUUGUUAUUGAAAAUGGCUUCAAGGGUCUCUCCCAGUCUCAAAUGUUGGCAGUUCAGAACCCCUUAUUAUUGUGAUUCAUGGAAGACACCUCGUGCAGUUCCUUCUUCAAUACUGAGGCAUGUGACUGAGAGGAACAAUGUUAUGCCACCAUGUGGGUUGUUGGUCCAUAGAUCAAGGAAGAAUUUGAGGGUGCAAAGAGGAAAACGUGUUUACUCUUCGCUUUUUGAUGACUUUCGCCAAGAGGAAAGGAUGAAUCUUGUUCAGGAUGGUUGUUGGGAUGAAAAUGGCAAUGAAAUAGCUUGUGCCGUCUCUGAUAAUGAAUUCGAAAAUGACUCCUCAGGCAAAGGUUGUUCCUCUGAGGAGUUUGGGACAAUGAAGCCUGAAGUUUUGGAGCCUUCUCUUUUGGGAAUCCAGCCUGAGCCACCAAGCUGGCCAGAGAGAGAUGAGAUUUUGAGACUUACCUUUGAGAGGAAAGUGAACAGUGUGGGAAUUCCCUUGUCCAUUAGGAUGAUCAAGAAGAAGCUACAAUUGGAAGAGGGUCUCAAAGAGGCUGGUGAGUUGAAUGAAUUAACCAACUGUUCUGUGAACAAGACCUUCUCCUCUAUGAUGUUUAUAAUGCAUGAGCUUCAAAGUCGUGCCUUGCAAACAAGGGAGAGUUUAUUUGGUGAAGACUUGCAAAGUGUCAUGACCAAGCUAGAGAGAGAGAUGGAUGCUUCAUUUGUUUGGCUCUUCCAGCAGGUUUUCUGGAAGACCCCAGCUCUCAUGGUCUUUGUGAUGGUCCUCUUAGCUAACUUUUUAGUGUUCUCUAUGAAUGACAACACUGUCAAGGGAAUCACUCCUUCUUCCAUGAUCACAAAGGCUCUAACCUUGACCGGCAAUGAGAGUAAAGUACGACAUUCUCAAGUUGAUACUGAUGUUGAUCAAGGAGAGUAUGUGAAUAAGGAGUUGAACGAAGAGGAGGAAAUGUUGUGGAACUCUUUUCUAGAGGAGGCUUCAAUGUUGCAAAAGGAAUUGAGUGGUGAGGUUUUGGACCACGAGACAAGGCAAAGGUUAGUUGCCCCAGUGUCUGUGGAGCUUGAAGGGGAUCAGUACGAGGAAUAUGUCAAAACUGAGCUUUAUUACAAAAAGCAUUUGCUCCGGACACCUCAUUGUUCCCUUCUGCUGUCUAACUAUGCACAGUUUCUCUUCCUUGUCCUUCAUGAUAUUGAUGGGGCAGAAGAGUACUACAAGCGAUCAGUGCUAGCGGAAUCACCGGAAGCUGAGGCAUUCAGUCGCUAUGCCGACUUCUUGUUGAUGGUAAGAAAGGAUGUUUGGGCAGCAGAACUGAGAUAUCUGCAAGCAUUGGAAGCAGAUCCUGGCAACACUUAUUAUUUAUCAAAGUACGCCAGUUUCCUUUGGAACACCGGUGGACAAGAUGCUAAUAGCUUUCCUAUAGAAGAAUUGGACAACUUGCAGCUAUGACAUAUGAUUCAUCAUGGCUGAGUGAUGGUACUUUUUGGUGACAUGUUACAACCAAGUUCUACAUCCCACUUGCAUUUAAGUUUUAUUCCUUGAUUUUUGUUUUUUUGCUGGAUAGUUGUUACUACAGUUUUUUUUGUUCUUUUUUCCAUUGUAGUAAGUCAUUCGUGGAACAACUAUCUUUGUUCAUAUUUAAAUAUGAUGUGUUUAGCCUGAAUGGCUGAAUGAUAUAUAUAGCUCAAAGUUCAGUUCAUGAAGGAAAGAGGCAUGAGUUACCAACUCUAACUUUGAGACCUGAA